Messenger RNA from Blepharisma stoltei, 393 nucleotides. Lineage: Eukaryota; Ciliophora; Heterotrichea; Heterotrichida; Blepharismidae. The record is from the annotation of a GenBank genome assembly.
AUGGCUAUUUCCUUUCUAGUACUGGAACUGGCAAUCCCAUCAGUGCCAGUAAUUUUUAAUUUAGAAUGCAAAGACUCAUGCACUUCUUGUGGUGGAGUUUGUUUCAAAUAUACUGAUGUUGUUACGCAAGAAGGGGCAAUGUGUAAAGUCAAUUCUAUUGGCUAUUAUAUCAGUCUUUCUGGUACAAAUAUCAAAAUUGAUUUUGCUCAUCCUCUUGAAUCAGCUUUGAAUAUUGCCUCUCUUAAUGCUAAGUCGGAUAAAGGUAUAGUAAUCGAUACAUCUCUCUGGACUUUAAAUACAUGCGCUGUAGGCUCAACAGGCUGCACCAUAGCGACUAGCCUGACUACUGAUCAACUACCAAUUCAGUUUGACUUCCAAUUUAGUCAAGUCUAG